AUGGGGAGCUCAGCCUCGUCUCUCACCGCAGAGACAGAGUCCGACCAUGGCUUCCGCAGCACCCCAUACCCGUCUUCACCCCCUGUCGGCUGGCUUAGGAACAGCCACAGCAGCCCAGUGUGGGGCACCACCUUCAUCACACGCCAGCAGCAGCACCCUCUGCCCCACAGAGAGCGCAGGUAAGAGCCAACACUUUUACCAGCUGGCUGCACCCUGGGCAAAAAGGGAAAGCGGUAAACUGUCCUGGCUUGACUUGUUGUUUGGGUAGUCAUACGAGGAUAGAAGUGUAGUUGUAUUACACCGCUAUGCUUUCAUUUAAAGCUUUGAGUGAACCAACUGGCAUGAGUUUAAGCCUCUUGAGCGUGAUGUGCACUUUGUCCUGAAGUGUUCAUCAGCAGUGUUGUUUUGAGAAAUUGACAGCUUUCCUUUUCACAGCCAAUUCGAAACGCUCGCUGCAGAUUCAAUAACCUCUCAGCAAUGGAUCAAAUCCUCUGUUUCAUCAAAGCUUAUCUAAUCAAAGCCUGUAUUUUGAUGCUUUUCUAUCAUGCACCAAAAAUCUGGCUAAGCCGGAUUUGUAAGGCAAAAAUCCCACCCUGUUGGUUCCUCCUUGCACAGCUGUACAGUAUGUGCUGUGAAUUACGCAGCGCUGAGUGGAUUGCCUGGACAGACGGACUGCCCUGACCUGUGUGAACCCAGUAUAAAAUAGCCUAAGGGUAAUUGAAGGAUGAGUUUUACAGACAUGCCUUUUAUUCUGCUUCAGAACAACUUUUGAGGCAAUGGUUGUCCUAGCAGCUUGUGCUUGGGCCCUUAAUUGAAAGCCAGGGUUGUUAAGCAGUCUUUAGUUCCAUUUACAUUGCCAGUUCCAUGCUGUCAAUGUAAAUGUCAUGAAGCCAUCUUAGCGAAACAAAGUUGUCCUGCCACUGAGCCAGCAACAGAGGUAGUAACAGACUCUAGUAACAGAAGCAAACAGGGCAGAACAGGGCUGUGUGUGUGUGCACAUCUGAGAGCGUGUGUGUUUGUGAGUGAAACUCAAACUCACAUUUUUCUGUAGAGAUUGCACCCCUUUUGCUUCUACACUCAUGUAAUACAAUGCCAAUUCAAACAUGGGGACCCCAGUGUUCAGCUGUGGCAGAUUUAUUGUAAGAAUACAGAGGCAGAGUAUUUUAAGUCAUUUGCCCCAUGUACAGCGAUCAUAGUCUGAAGUGGAUGGCCCUGGUUCAAUUCCAGCCUAUGGCCCCUUUCCCACUCUCUCUUUGUUUUCUGCCAUGUCUACUGUCCCAUUCUCUCCAAAUACAGACAUAAAAAGUCAGAGAAAUGUAAUUUAAAAAGUAUAAAGGUUUAGUAAUGGUGAUGCUGCAUCAUAGUGCUGUUGAAAGCCUGCAGUGUAAAAAGGGCUUUUGAGUGCAUCUUUGGUUUCAUUCACAUGUAUCGACCUCCUGCAGGAUAACAAGAUAGAAUUGAGGUUCUCCUAUUUGAAAGUCCUAAAAAGGGUUUUAGAGUCAAACAUCUAGUUAUAGUUUUUCUAAGAACACCCUUUUAUUGCACAUGUAGCAGCCAUGUAAUUGGGUGAGGAUUACUUCUUGCACAGAGAACUAUUUGUAGUAGAGCAAUGCUAUUCAUACACACUGUUUUGUCAGCAUUGACUGCAAGCAGAAAAUAUAUUCACUUACUGUAUCUACAAGAAAGUGUGUUCUGCACUGAUCCAUUGUUCCAGUUAGUGCUUUCUGAAUCACUGUCAACACAGUAAAAGGCCUGUCAGCGGUGUGUAAGAAGCUCAGUUUGAAUGUUUGCCGCUCAUCCAGCAGUCCUCACUGACUCUCUUCCAAAAGAUGAUCUUCUCAACCACCCGCACAGAAACUUGUUCAGAUGCGCGUCCAGUUUCCUUUCACCUUUUUUUGGGUCAUGUCUCCCAGAACGAGUACAAGGCGGUUGAUAUCGACCGCAUGUAGUGUAUUGAAGUAGUUGCUGAGUCACUCAGGGCAUCAUGGUCCAGUUGUUAGUUAUUGAUUUUCAGAGAGCGCGAUCACAUUUCCCCACAAAGGAUGUCAUUAUUUAUUCAACAUCGGUCUCCGGUCGAGCUUUCAUCUUUCUUGAUUCCUGUCAAUGCUUUCCUUGCAGUUGCACUACGUUUAACAGUUAAGGCUGUCACGGCUGCCAGUGAUAAGACUUGAAGAUAUACACAGCUGAUUUUUACCCUUGCUGAGCCACAGCUUCAUGCUUGAAUAAAACACAUGUAUAGAUUCACUCACUGUCAGGACAUCGUACACUUGUUAUUUUUAUGAGUUUCAGAUUUUAUUUUAUAGUAAAGAAUGUAUAACCCAAUGUAUAACCAACAAGGGCCAACAGACUUUUCUGUCGUACCUUUGCAUCAGACUUUCUUGUAGCAAUUUUUCCGGUCAUGAUUGGAAACGCUUGCUUGACAACAGAUUCUUAUAAUCCUCCUUCUUGGACAAAUUAACAUUAAACUGAAUGUUAAAACAUCCGAUAAAGCCUGCACAUUUGUUUUGAUUCAAAUCAAAAGGAGCACUUUCAGUAACGAUAGACAAGGUGAAUAUCAUAUUGACAUUUCUGUCCUCAUACAGCUCUCCUUGGAUUUGACAUGUCAGUAAUCACAAGCACUGCAUCACAUCUUUGAAUGCCAUCAUUAUUUCCACCUCUUACAAACCAGCCUGAGUUGGAAAACUUCCAUUUUUGCUACAAUAAUUCUCAGGGCUGCGAAACUCCUUUUCAAGAGGUUUCAAUCCAGUUUGAUCCUUGAUAGCUUAGAUCAAGUCAGUAAAAUAAAGAACAGUUUCGUCCGAUUUGAAUUGAUCCAGCAGGAAUUGAUUCAGUUCAAAGCAAACUCAAGUAAUUUGUUACGUAAUAUAACUGAGAAACAUUUAAGACAGUGUGUCUGUCUACCUUCAUCAGAUUUGCCAAGCCCUGCUAGCACUGAAAAUGUUGAUUUCCCAAGGUCCCAAAAUUCAAGUCAGUUAAAAAAGUAGACAGAAAACACUGUAUGGCAGCGCUUUGUGUGUCACAUUAGAAAAGUAAUACUUGUUGAAGAUGAAAACAUCUCCAAACAUUGUUUUAAUCCUCCUCAUAAUGUCUCUUAACAUUUAUACAUUGGUUGUUAUUGUCACUUGCUCUUCAUUUAAAAGUCCUUGUUUGAGUUCAGUCACAGUCAGUUUAAUUCUGUCUGCUUUGUGGCCUGUUACUCAGAUUAAACAUAUAAACCAUGUCACAAAGCCAUUACUCCAAAUCACACAGUUAGAUUGUAAACCUUGAUCGUAAACCUUGGCUUUAGCUGUCGUGAUUGCCAGUUGAGGCUGGGCAAAGUGUUAAAUAUUGGGGGCUGCUUGUGCUGCUGCUUGUUAAUGCCAGGAUGGUGUCACAGGUUUUGUCAUAGGGGUCCAAGAGGUGAAGUUGGUGUUGUAGCUGAUGUGAAUUAUCUCUUUUCUGCCAAGCAGGGAAGUUUUCCAUCUUUCAUAUUUAGUCCCUGUCACUUGGGUUCCGAAGUAGAGACUGUAAAUGGCUUCGCAGAUCUGAGAUGUUGUAAACUCUCUUACUGUGAGCUAACGCUACCUGACAUGCCGCUUAAGCUAACAUAACUCUCGUUUGAGUCUCAGGAGAUUGUAGUUACUGAGCAGUGUUUGCAGAAGAGACCGCGGUUAACUGGAUCAGAACUUUGAAACAGGGCUAUGGACCAAUCCAUAUGUAAUUUUUGCUGAUCAAGGGUGCUAAGUGCUUUGGUUUUUAAUGGUCUACAAAGUUUUUUCUUGCUGUGGACUAUGUGAGGGCCAGAUCAGGAACCAAGCUUCUUCUUUCCAGCUUGUUUUCAUAGACAUAGUUGCUUGUUUUCCCCUGUGAGACCUAUCAGCUAGGGCUGGGCGAUAUGGCCUCAAAUCAUUAUCUUGAUAUAUUGAGGAGUUCACCUCGAUAGCAAAAAAUGAACGAUAACUACUCCACAAGCUGUUCACCCCCUCCCACAUUAACUUCAUCUACUUCAGCUGCUACAAUUUUUGAACCGUCCUCCAUCUCCUCACCUGUCUUUCUCUCUUUGUAACGGACUGGAUGAGGUGGAGUCAAGUCUCCGACGUAGGACAGCAUCUUAGAGGGACAUGAGACCAUAGCCUACCUACACACAUCCAAAACCAACUUUUAUUUAUUAAUUUUUUUGACACUGAAUAUGCUGAUUUAGACAAAAUGACAUUAGUUAUUGCCGUAAAUUUUGGUAUUAAAAAUUCAGUUUAUCACCCAGCCCUAGACAUAGUAGCUUGUUUCCCCCUGUGAGACCUGGCAGCACUGAGCCAGAUCCAACAGAGGAUGGGUAGAGUCUAUAACAACCUGCAUAAGGGACAGAGACAUUAAGAUGUAAGACAUGGUGAUGUUUUCAUGUGUAAAAUCAUUGUAAACCAAGGCUUUGACUGGAUCCUUGUCAGAUCCUCCUUAAAUAGCAGACAGUCAAUCAGAAUUCACCACCUAUACUAUAGUAAACACAGAAUAUGCCGUUUCAGUCCACACAGACUCAUUUUCUGACAAAAGACGCUUUAGAGACACUGCAGUGGCACUUGCCCUCUUAUCUUACCCCAUCCCCUCUCCCUCACACACACUCACUCACAGUCUUCAGCGCAUAGAAGCACUGCUGUGUGAGCCUAACAAUGUUAGGCAAGCUUUGCUGAGCUGUGACAGAGCAUGAAAUGUAGAAACAACGGAACACCACGAGCAGGGCUUAACUCAUACAGUUUAUUCUUUACUUUAUCUUCACAUAAAACAUUUUCUUUCCAUUGUUUUCCUUUGCCUGCGGGCUGCUUGAACAGUCGUGUCCUUGUGCGAUUUCAAUUUGUUUUCAUCUGGCCGCGACCCAUUGACUUUGGGAAGUGUUUGUGCACAUGAAGCUGCACCUUGACUGUGAAGGUUCACUCUCGACAACAACAUGUGCAGUAGAGAAAGGAGGGGAAAUCUCAAUCUCUUCACCCAAAGCACAGAGCAGUUUUAUUCCAAUGCCAGUGUUGUUUGAGUUAACAAUGUGCCUCUGCCUUGUUUGAUCCCAGCCACACAGUUGCACAUGGCUUUUGGAGCCCUGAGCCCCUUUAAAGUGACUGUUUCCUCCCUCCAGAGUCGAUGUUAGCGUCUCCACUGCCUCAGCAUGAUGGAUGACAGUGUUUAUUGCUGCUCUAUUCCACCAGCUCGCCUCCCUUUAAUUGGAUUAAAACGGGUCCACUUGGAUUUGACCAGCAUGGUCAGUGGCCGUGUUUAUGUCUGAAUCAUUUCAGCACGUCCUCUCUGGCUGCGGCCCGUGUCUUGUGAAGACCAGAGCAGCGUCAGGACGGUACCCAAGCCUUCAGAAUAGAGUUGGCCCGCAGUCAGGCUUUGUCUCACAGUGAGGCUUUCUCUGGAAACAACAGCACUGAUGCUGCAAGACAAAGAAAAAAAGCUAGCCUAUUGGCACUGCAAUGACAUGAUACCAGAUUCCCCCACUCUUGUUGCCAUGGAAAUCUGUAGCAUAUGUUCAGUAACCUAAUUCACUGGGCCCUAGAUAAGACCACACAUGGUAACCUGGCAGUGACUUUAGCACGGAGAUGCCAUCCAACCUGCUGAUAAUUCAUGUAGUUGUUUAGAGAUGUCAGAUCGAAGCCAUUGAAGUGAAGGAGAAACCCGUCCUGCUCUUGUAAGCGAUUAAUGUGUGUCUCGUAUCGGGAAGUAGAACUCUUCUCCAUGCUCUCUGUAUGAGGAUUCCCCCUUAGGCUGAAAGGCAGUGCUGUGUCAGCAGAGGGUGGCGUGCCCGGAGGAACUGCGCUGAAGCACAGCGACAGCAGUGCCCUGCCCCUGACAUUUCUUCCUCUUCUUCGGCUCUCUUUUCCAGAGCUUUCCUGGCAGCUUCCUGCUUGCUCUGGCUUUUGCCCUGUGCAACUGAUGUCCACCAAAACCUGGUGAGACAGUUUGCUCUGUUUAAAGAUUCAAAUGUCUGAAACUGUCUCCCCUGUUGACGGACCCACUCGUCAAAAUUGGUUGUGCAAUAUUCACAUAGGGCAAAGCUUAGAGGUCAGAAACUACUGUUUUUCUUAGGUACUGAACUCCUUCCUUACUCGCACUUGCAAACUGUUGGUUCACAUCUAAUCUUGAUCAUUUUUCUGGGUUAAGAGGCCUUGAUUGCUGGUUUGAGAUCAUCAGGGCCAGGCUUGCAUAAUAAGAGCAACAACAGUAUUAUUCUUUCCUGAACUUUGCGCCCUACAAAUCAAAGCAAGAUCCAAGUUCUCCGGCGUGGAAUUACCCUGACACAUAACAGUUACACAACAUCACCUUUGUUUCCACUGUAUCACACCCUACUAGUUAUGUUCCAGAUUCAAAACAGGGGAUUAUUUGUUCAGUUUUUAAAUUGCUCUCACUGAGUAAUUUCAGUAAUGCUUACUGGAGGAAUGUCUUGACCUUGGGGCGCCUUCUCUUCAGACCUCCUGUGUACGGCUGGGUAAUAUAGGAAAAGUUUAUCACAGUAUUUUUUUUUAAUAGCAGUCAAUAUUGAUAUAUAUCACAAUAUAAAAAAAUCACUUCUUGAAUGUUCCCUGUUACUCUUAAAUGAAUUUAAACAGUGCUUAUUGGUAGCUUGUCUUUUUCAAUACAAUCAGCUACUGCAUCUGCGAGGUCUUUUUGUUUCUUUGACAUUUUGUCGUAAGGUGUUGUACUAGAGAAAGCGGACUGAAUGGUCAGCUGUUUCGACUGCACAGGCGCCAUGGGCUCCUUGCUCCGCUCGGGGUUUGUAACAUUUUGCAUUGUGCGUGCUCUGCUCCAGGUGGUGAAAGGUUUGAGGUAUUCCCGGACUUUGUAGGAAAAUGUACUUGACAUAAUUUGCAGUGCACAUUACUCUGCUUCAUGUCCAACCUCAAAAAAACAAAUACCUCCACACCACCGACGUUUUCGUCCCAGUGUUGUCAAUGAUGUCAUCAGCUGUUGAGCCUUUAUCUGCAUUUCUGCCGGGGGUAGCACUCAUUUCCUUUUAUUCUCAUGGACAGUGCUGUCAGCUUCACGUGUUAAAGUGCUAUGGUUGUGUGUAGCUGCAGCCUGCUACUACGCAGUUGCUUGAUACUUGGUUCUAAUUCAGCACAUGAUUGGUUCAGAGCGCAGAUCCGGAGCAACUCCCCUUUUCACUGGCUAUUCAUAUAGUUCACCAGAACACCAGAAUGCCGACAAUCGAAAAGCAUAUUGACCAUUUUUAUAUGGAUAUCGAGGGAAAUUAAUUUUCAAUAUAUAUCGUUACCGUUUUAUUGCCCAGCCCUACUUCUGUGUAAUAUACUGUAAUAUUUCAAGGCCCUUCUCUACCUUUUAUUGUGAGUCAUUUCUCAUUGCCUGAAACUUCCUCCAAUUAUCUUGUUGUUUUGUCCACAAUGACUAAAGCUUUGCUGUCAUCAAUCCCUUGUCUUACGUCAUCAAGUGUCAACAUGUCGCAGCAGUAACUCUUAAUCUGCCACUGAACUCCUGGCUCCAGAUACUCACUUGGAUAAGUAGCCUUCCCUGGCACGGCUUCAUGAUGUUUGUUGUAAGGAAUUAAGUCUGUUGAGGUGCCCGGGUUGAGUCAAGAGUCAUCGUCAUGCCACAACACAUUACCUGGAAACCAGGUAGGAAGGCAGUUCUAACAGUCCUCCCACAAGUCUUUGACCCUGACUCAUCAGCUCCUUAGAAAAGCAGGGAGGGACGUUUACUGGGGCAAAGCUGCUCAUAAGUGAUCCAGCUAGCAAAACAAAUCCUAACAAUGAAGUGAUAAACCUUUCUGCUGCACACAGACUGCAUUCAUUACUGAGAGGGUGAAAUAAAUUUCCAUUUGAGUUCCUCGAGUGUGUUAAAGAAUGUGUGACAGUGCUGAUCUAAUCCCACAACUGAAGUUUUUUUGGGUGUGUUCAGAUGCAGCAGCAUGUUUCAACACUCAUUAUUCUUUUCAUCACAGCCUCUCUGAUCCAAGGGCGUGCUGGCCUCUGAUAAUUCUGAUUUUUUUAAUAACACGUUCUGCUCUGUUUAACAAGAAUCACCACUCAGCUGGCAUCAUCGCUCCGUCUGCCAGAGAUGUUUGUCUGGAUGAAUAAAACACAUGAAAAGCAGAAAUGUCAACACUCUGAAAACCCAUGGUAAUGUCCUUGCAGCCUGAAGUUAUGGCAUCACUAUCUCUGUCUCUGUCGCAUCUCAGGUCGCAGCUAUGAAACAGGUUCAUCAUCAAGUGUGCAAUAACCGAGACAUUUGUCUAGCAUAAACAUUUUAUAAGCUACAGUAUCUGUGCCCCUGUUCUCACACAAAACUCAGCUUGUAAAUAUUUAUCACAGGAGUGACUCACUUUAUAUGAGUGAGUGUUUGUGUGGGAGUUGGUGGGACUACAUCUGGAGCCUGCCUCGCAAAGGGAGUUUCACACAGUCAGUUUAACUAGAUCUCCCAGCUUAGCGCAGCCUAUUAGUAGUUACCGAUUAUUGCUGAUGCUGGACUGGAGAGCAAGGUCAAACAACCAAAGAAAGAAUCCUCCAUGAAAUAAACAAGGUUAUCUAUCAACAAUUGAAGAGAAAACAUGUCAGAAGAUGGAUUUUUAUCCUGAAAUUUAAUUGCCUUGGGAUAAAACAGGAUAGUGGUAAAAGUAACUUAACAGAACUCUUAAGAGAAGCUAUAAAAGAAAGAAGAAAUGGCAAAAUAACAGCGAGGCAACAUCUGCUGUAGCAUUAAAGAAAGACACUAUCUGAUGGUAGACAUUAUUGAUUACUACUGCGAUGACUAGUGUUCAUCUGCUGUCAGCCAGUACUUUAUAAGGCAAGGGAAGUUUAUUUAUAUAGCACAUUUUGGCAAUAAGGCAAUUCUAAGUGCUUAACAGAGGACUUAAUUAGAGUCAUUACCGGUGUCAGAAAAACAUAUUGAAAGAAAACAUUUAAAAUCAUAAAACAAGCAUUAAAAAUCAAAGCAAGAAAAAACAAAAUAUAAUGAAAUAAAACAGCAAAUCUGGAGGCAUAGUUCUUUUUAGUAGAUUAAUAAAAAGCAGCUGUAAACAAAUAUAGGCUAUAUACAAAAUGAUUUCAAAUCAUUGUGAGGAGUUUUUAGAUUGCUAUAAACAGACUUAAUUUAAUACUAGUGUCUCUUUAUGAACAAAGAAAGCAGAUGAGGUCAUCAGGAUAAAGACCUGUAGGCACCAGAUAUACAUAAAGAUGAUUCAGCCAAUUUUGAACCUUAUAUCCCCUUCCAACAAAUUUUAUCAAAGGUCCGAUUUUUUAAGACCUCUAAAAAUCAUGUUGCCAGAUUUUCCUGUGGCAUGGGGUGUGGUAAUAAUGAUCCUCUUGUCCCCUGUGCGCAAAGAAGAUGAUCAAAGCCACCCUGAUUUGAUAUUGUAGAUGUUAAUCAUGUACAAUCAGAAAUCAUGUUGUGUGGGGACCCAAGGGAAGAUACACUGUGGAUUAUGUGGGAUGAAACAACAGCCAUCAGGAUCCAAGCUGACUGAAUAAGGAGGCACAACAAAAGCAGCCAUGGCAGAAAGGACCAAUGUCUUUUGAUAACUCAUGAUAAGAGCAGUGGAAUUGUCCUUUUUUGUCAUUAUUGGUUAUCAAGCCAGCACACUAAACAAGAUUGGAGUAAGUUGAGUAAACAGUAUGUGCAGAAUAAAAACAACGAUCUGGUUAGUUUAGCGCUGACAGUGCAGACUGUCAGGAACCCUGUGUUUUGCAAUUUUGCUAAAAAAAAAAACAGCAAGCCAGUAGAGAAACUGUCAUGGAAACCCUGUGUGACACUUGCUGUAAGCUGAGUGACAGACAGACCAUGUGUUAUAUAAUAUCUGUGAAGUGCUGACUGAGUCAGUCAGUGUUUCAGCUUAGUCUGAUGUCAGGAUUAAUGCAUUAGACUGCCAGUUUACUGUUUAAAUGUUGAGGCAGAAUUUUAUUUUGUGUCAAGUACUUAAACCCUAAGAGCUCAUUCGAUAAAAACAUAUUUAAUCAACUGAAACCUAAAGUAAUUGUGUAACUUUAAGAUUUGAUACAGUUGGAUGAAAAUGUGUGGCCAGUGUUGAAGUGAUUUGUAGCCAUCAAGGAUCAGAUUCUCCAUAAAUAUUUAAAAUCUGUAUUUUAUAAGACAUGACAACCUUUUUCUUGCUAAGUGACAGUUCUGUGUUAACAGCUGCUUUUGUGUUAAACCCAUAAAAUAGAUAAAACCUGCUUCCAAUGGCUGAAUUUGGUAGCCCCUCCGGCCCUGGGCCCAGGGCCAACCUUGGAAGGGCAGUACAAAUGACUAUUGCACAAAGGCCAAAUGUCUCGCAGUGGGGCCGAGAGACGCUGGCCAGACUUUGCUCACUGUGUUUCGCUACUAAGUUCAGUGGGUGGAAUGGACCCAAGUAGCAAAGCAUAGGUGGCCUGCACAUCAUCAACAGACUCUGUCGUCCUGCGGGUACUGUUUCUCAUUGUCGCCUCUGUCUGUAAUGCCUGUACACUUCCUCCUCAAAUCUCUGUUGUGGCCAUUAAUGUUACCCAUCUCUACUAUCACAAUGAUUUUAUCGGUUUACUUGCUUUACUGAAAGUUGCAGAGCUCUCUGUAAUAGCCUUUUGAAGUGCUCUUUGAUUGUCUUACUCUCACUGAAGCAUCGAAAAAUUGGUCAGGGGUCAUUGCCAGUCUUACUUGAGUGAAUUUGGACCAGAAGCAGGUACUUUAUAGGCAGCAGGCUGCAAUGAGGACCUCAUUGUAAAAGGAUGGGUUUUAUAGAGGUGAGGUUUCUCCCUCCCUCUCUCUCUUCUCUCUUUCUCUCUCCUCUCUCCUCUCUCUCUCUCUCCCUCUCUACGCUGUAAGCUAUUGGCCAGCCGCCCAGGUCUGCGACACUGAGGAGCUGAAGUGGGCACUUUUAGAGCAGCUCCACUGAACACAGGGGCCAAGGACAAAAGGUGUGUGUGCGUGCCUGUGCGUGUAAGUGUGUUUGUACACUCUCUUGUGACUGAGUGGAGAAUGUACAUGGAAAGCAUCCUUUUAAGUAGGGUCCAGGGAUCACAGGCUGUAAUGGUUCAUCAUAUGCUGCAGGCUUUUACUGUACAUAUACAGUAGUGAACAAACUCAGAAUGCAGUGUACUUGCAAAGCAUCCUUAUGAUGAAAGGCCAGAACCAAGGUUAUAACCAUUCAUUAUGUGGUGCUUGCAUUAAAAAGUGGGUUGUAAAGAAUAGAUGCUUAUAAGAGAGUGAACCAAUAUCAACGAAUAAACCUUUAUUUUUGCUAAACCAUAAAAAAGUGAUCUCAUAACAAGUAUACAGACGUGUAAAAGUAGCAGUAGACAGUACUUUAUGUUAUCUUUUCUUGGGGGACCCUUUAUAAAUCUACCAUGGUCAACAAAGGCAAGGCAAACCUUUGUUGAGACCUAGAGCAGGACUAGAGUCAUUGGUUAAUAGCCAUAAGACAAGAAUAAAAGUGUAAUUACACGACAAAGAAUGAAACUUGUAAAGUAAGUGAUUGUAGCAGUUGGAGUCGAGAUCUACAGCAGCAGUGUUUACUCAUCAACAUCCUCGGGAGAACCUGGGAGGCCAGAGAGCGCAAAAACUUCAGGGAAGGAAGAGACAGAGACUUGGUAUCAGUUCUCCUGGCAGUCUAAGCCGAUGGCAGCGUAACUAACUCACCAGUGGCUGAUCCAAACAAAGGCUGAGCCAGAUCUAAUCAGAAAGCCUAUUCUUGAAUGUAAAGAGAGUGUCUACUACCUUUGGGAACACACAACAGAUGUACUCAAGCAGACUGAGACUGGUCUGUGCCCGUGCUCUUCAGAUUGGACGUUAGGCUUUGACCCAAGAGUUGAAGAGUAUAAAUGCAGGAGGCCAGUUAGUAAAUAAAGCCUUGACAGAAGACAAAGCAGUGGUACUAUACAUAACAAAAGUACAGAACUGUAAAGUUCUUGUUGGCCUCCCUAACGAGUUUGUCUUCACAGGUCAGCUGGGUGUUGAAAGAGGGCAUAUUGCAACCAACUAAAGUGGACCAAGGUUUACUUUGGUCAAUAAAUCCAUUCUCAUCUGGUGCUUGUAGACCAGGACUAGACAGUGGUAUUGCUUUAAAUGUGCUGAGCUGAGUGGGAGAUUGUUCCAUAGGAGAGGGGCCUGAUACGGAGUAUGGGUAUGCACUGUGUGUGGUGUUAUUGUUUCACGAGAGAUGAAGCAUCCACACGAAGAUGAAACAGUAGUCAAAUACUGAUUUAUGCACUCUGGGGCCUGUUUUCUAAAAGUAUUGUUUAUAGUUGCCCUAAACGUUGUUUCUGUGUGGAUGAAACAUCAAUACAAACUUUUGCGUUUACUCCUAGAUUAAUUUUUUUGUGGACGGACCUGAAAGGAUAUGCCUCCCAUACUGUUCUUGGAGACUUCAAAUACCACAAAUAAGCCUGAAAUGAUCAGGCCUUGGAAGUUUCAUUUCGAGACUCUAAGCCAGCUGCUACACACACAAACAUAAUGAAAUGACUGUACAUUUCCAACCCCUGUUCUACUCUGACUACCAAAUCAAUUGCCUUGACAACAUCUCAGUGUGACUGACAUUGUGACUUUGUCUCUCACUGGAGAUGAAAGAGGUCUGACAGUUAUGAAAAUAGCCACGGGGAAGAACUUGACAUGAGGAUGUGAUGUGUUGACACUUGUUGUUGAUGUCGUUAUUGUUUGCAUCCCUCAGAUUGGCUGAUAUUGAGAGCAAAGCACAGUGUGAACUCGUGCUAUGAAGAUUUGCAUUGGGCUAACUCGUAAUUCAGCCAUUUUUAGUUUAAGCACUUGUCAGGGGUGUGCUUUCUUGGUCUGCUGACACCACACAGGUUGUCUGGAGAGUGAUGUGAUAUUUUUCAUCGAGCACUAAAGACAGCAUUUUAGAAACAAUCAGGAUGUUUUUAUAAAUCCUUCUUCUCUGGCAUACACUUCAAAAACAGCAUUAAUAUUUUACAGCUACCUGGAGUACUUGGCAUAUAUUAGUGUCAGAUAAAAGAAAGGCACAAAAUAAAGAGCUGAAUACUGAUUUCUCUGUGUUUAGCGGUGUUUUGCUGAUUGUUACCAUUAAAAGGCUGGGUCUAUCAUUGCCAUGAUUUACAUGGAGUGCUGACUUGAGCUCAGGAGAAUAAUAAAUGCAGAACUAAUGGCUCCUGACAUAAAACACUCUGACUUCCAUAGUUCUGUUCCCCUGAGGGCAAGGGGCUCACAAACGAAGGCACAAAUGUAUCUGAACCACAAAACAAGCAAGUAUGCCCACAAAUAAAUGUAGCUACAUGCUAGCACACCCAAAGGCAAGGGCCAAGGUACACAAAGACACCCAAAAAGGCACAUUAGCAUCGCUCAUUGCUGAAAUUCUCCUCACCUCAGGGAGGGGUGCUGACAUGAGGGAUAGUGCACAGUGCUGAGGGCGAGCUUGUCUGUAUGUAGGAGGGUUCCUUUGCUUUUGAAGACACGCCUGGUUUGAAAAGAUUUAAUGGAGUUGAACUAAGGGAAAUUAGCUGGACAGGACACAUGCUGCAUUGGAGGAAAAGCAGGGCCUAUGCCAGCCAACCAGCAGACACCCUUCUAAGACUCCUCUAUACUUCAUGAGUGGCAUAAAAAAGCCGCAUGGGCUGUGUGAUCGUAUUUUUUCACGCUGUAAUUUAAAAGCAACAAAGGGCUUGUAGAAUAUUUCCUCUUUGCAAAAUCCACAGGGACUUUAGUUAUUUUACAAAUACCCACAAACCUAUUCUUCCUCAUAAAAGCAGAGGGUUUGUACCCUUCAAAAUAGAAAAAAAAGAUAAAUACGACAAGAUCCAUAAGCUCUGCAGUCAUUUUGUGGAUCGCAUCUUUAGCAUCCCAGCUCUUUGCACCUAACCUACAAUCCCCCUAUUACCUCCUCUCUGUUGUUGUUCACACAUGAGUAGUUUGAGUGACAGUGACAUUUAUUGGCCUGUCCAGACAGCAGCAGCAGAAGUACCUCCCCGAAACCCCGUCCCCUGAUCCUCUGGAGGUAUCCAGCUGUGCUGUUUUUCCCCACCCACCCCUAAGGCCCUAAUAUAUCCACAUUCAAUAUGCCUGAUUGAUUAAACUGCAGGCACACAGGAUGGAUUGGACAAGUCAAUCCACAGCAACAGACUGCUUUCAGGUUAUUAUUAUGUGGAGGAGGUGAAAAUCAGCCGAGCGGCCUGACAAGAUAGAUCAGGUACACCUUGUGCCUGUGAAUCUAAACUCUUGAGUUCAUUAAUGCGCCUCUGCUCACAUUUUCUCCUGCACUGUUGUUGACACAGUGUGGAUGGUAGUUGUUUUGACCCGCUCUUUCUCCGGCAGAAUGGAUUGUUUUGAAGUAAGAUACACUGAAAUUAUGAGCACUGCCAGAAUGAACACACUCAUGUAUUUAAAAUUCAUUUGGAAAGUCAUUUGGGCGUGGGAUUAAUGUGACCUUAAGUUGCCCCUGCCUGCCCUGCAUUAGCAUUCGCAGUGUAAGAGUGGAGUGAAGUGCUAAAGUGAAGUCAAAGAGAUCCCCCUGUGUUUCUUUCCAUUCUAAUAAUUCAGUCAGGAAGAGUCAGGGAACACUUUCUUAAUAUUCUGAGGCAAAAGCAUCUUCCUCUCCUACUCGCUGGCUCCUCCUCUCCAUGUGCUGUCUUCCUGGCUCUAAUCAUGUGGCCAUUGUGUAUGGAUUUACUGCCCUGAGAGCCCCCAGGAGGGAGAUUUGAUUUUUCCCCUGCUCUGGCUAAUCUUUCCCUCUCGCCCUCUAUUUUUCCUUCCUAAUUCCGACUCUGUCUCUUUUCCUCUUGCAGUCUGCGAUGUUUCCACUGUCCUCUUUUCCUUUAGUUAGUCACCCUGGGUUAACAGAAUCCGUGUUUUCAUCCUGUAGCUUUUUCUUCAUUUAGUUAUUUUCCCUCUUUGCUCUGCAGGGGAUGGAAAAAGCUCAGAUGAUUGAGCAGUGGUGUACUUAAUAUGCAUGCGUUAUUGUGAUGAAAAUUCAGGUAUGUGGCAGGAUGUAUUACUCACUCUUUCUCUUCUUGAAUUUGUUUUGACUCAUUGUUUUUUUUUUCUGUUUUGCAGCCACUCUCACUCUCCUGGCUCCAUGGCAGCAGCAGUGCGAGGCAGUGAGUGGUCAUGUGGACGGUGCACCUUCCUAAACGCCGGCGCUGCGCCUCGCUGCUCCAUCUGCGAGGCGCCUCGCCAGAAACCGGACCUCAACCAGAUCCUGCGGCUGAGCAGCACCGAGGAGCACCGCUGGGCAUGUCCCCGCUGUACACUGAACAACCCACAGGGAUCUGGAGCCUGCUCUGUCUGUGGCUUUGGACCGUCCCCCGCCACCCACACACCCCCUACCACCACCAUCGCUGCCACUGCCAACGGCCUCCCACCUGCUCCGACUGAACCCCCAACGCCUUCUGUCACCCCCACGGUUUUACUUGAGCCACAUGGACAGCAUCCUGCUAAGGAGGAGGUGCUGCGGCGGUCUGAGAGCAACGGAGAGGUGUGCGUUCUGGAGGGUCAGCACUCCGGGUGGGCCUGCCCUCGCUGCACACUUCACAACACUCCUGUGGCGCUGUCAUGCUCCGCCUGUGGGGGUCCCAGAAAACUGUCUUUGCCUAAAAUCCCCCCUGAGGCGCUGGUGGUGCCUGAGGUGCGCACACCUGUGCUGGGGUUUCCCGUCCACACAGCAGGGGCCGCCCCACUACUUAUAGACCUUACAGAUGACUCUCCUCCAGCUCCACCCUGUGAUCCUCAAGAACCCCCACAUGUCACCUCACAGACCCUCUCCUCCCCUUUCACUUCUUUCUCCACCUCUCUCCAAAACAACCCCGUGCCCUGCAGCAGGAGAGAGGUGCCCCCUACUGGGCGCCCACCAAAUCCAGGCACGAACACCCCUAGUCCCACCUCCCCUUCAGCAGCCAGCGUGCCCCCGCAGCCCGGCCCACAGCGGCCAGCCAAGCCUAAACACGCCCAACCCCAGGAACCCUCUUACCCCAGCAAACGCCUCAGUAUCUUAGAGGAAGAGGACUCUCAGCACCAUCCUCUAAACCCCCUCCUCCCUGUUGCUUCCUCAGCCGCCCCCACCUGGAAGUGCCCAAGCUGCUCAUUGCCCAACCCUGGAAACUCCUCCAAAUGUGAGGCCUGCCGAUCAUCACGUGCUGGUGCUGACCUCAUUGAUCUGGUAGGCUGUGAGACGGUACGAUUCACCCCGGCCAGCCCCUCCAGCCCGGACUUUAGCACCUGGGCCUGCUCCAAGUGCACGCUGCGCAACCCAACUGGUGCACCCAAGUGCUCUGCCUGCGGUUCCUCCAAACUGCACGGCUUUCAGGAGCAGCAGGUCCCGCUGCCCCGCUGCUGUACACACUGUGGCCUACCAGCGGGGCCUGGCACCGCAUCCUGCUCCUGCACACCUUCCUCGUCUUCAUCCUCCUCGGGUCACAAAGCGCGGAAACAGGCACGGCCCUUUCCUUCUUCUGCUGGUGCGUCUUGUAGUUCCUCCUCCUCCUCCUCCUCUGCCUCGGCCAGCCUUCAGGAGAAGAUCGCACAGUGGAGCUGCCCAGCAUGCACGCUGCUCAACGACAUCAAGGCGAAGAACUGUGCAGCGUGCCACACGCCCCAGCAGUACCUCACCCUGCGUAAGGUGGUUAAGCCUCUGAAGAGAAGGGAAAGCAUGCAUGUGGAGGCUCGUCGCCGAAACGACGAGGGCGAGGCCAAGGAGCUCUGGGAAAACAUCGUCAGCUUCUGCAGAGAAGUAAGAGAAGGGUGUAGCUCUGAAACACAAGAAUAUUAACAAUUUCAUAACAUAUGGCUCAAAACAUGACAGGAAGUAGCUUAACAGAUGUGGCUGUAUUUUUAAUUCAUCUGCAGAGGUGGAAAAUCAGCUUAUUCUGUUGCGUCACAGGAUACACAUGGUUUUUCAGAAGAAACUUCCCUCAUUUUAAUUCCUCUUAUUGUUAAUACACUGGCAUUGUUCCCACUCCCUCAGUCUCUCUAAUUUCACAGAAAUGCUAAUAGGCUCUGUCAUUGCUCUGUUUGCAUUUGCUGCGUUAGCAGACUUUUAAAUGACCGGCUGGUGGAUGUUUGCCUCUGAAAGGAGCUGCAGAUUCAGUGUCUCAGUAUCGUAUUAGCUCAACCUGCCCUCAGUCACUUCACCGGAGUCUGAUCCAGAGUUUCAAAAGUCAGUGUCAGAGUAUAACUACUGAGAGGUUUUAAUGAGUUCAGUUUUUGCUGUUUCCUCUGAUAACGCUGUAGUGAGGUAUUUUUUUUAACACUGAUAGCAAAGUUGGAGUCAGGCUCUUCUUUCCCUGUCCUCAGAUGGCACCAACCACAACUCCGAGAUCUUAUUGAGGAAUAUAUUAGACUACAUAAUUCAUUUCACUGUAUCAUAGCAGACCUGCCUGCCAGAGAUUAAAAAAGUUUUUUAUCAUUCUUAAUGUAAUUUCUCUUUAAAGUGAACUUCACUGUAUCAGUCCUGCCAAAGUUAUUAAGGGAUUAAGGCAGCAUAUGAUUCCUUUUGUAGCCAAACACCUUGUUGAAUGGAGCAUUUUCAUUAACCUGCACAAACGUUCAUCAUAAAGCGUUUUUUUUUGUUUUGUUUUGUUUUGUUUCAUAGGGGACAUAAAACUAAUUACACUUUUGUAAUUAAGGGCCGGUCUGUCGGCAUGACAACCCUCAAAUAAUGAUGCAUCAUACCCAGUCCUGCAUGUCUGCUUUUAAUAUUCAUGGACCAAGAAGGCUUUGAGGUUAGCUGUGUCAUUCAUGAGCCCUGAUUGCUGUGAUUGUAAAAUGCCCUGCUGCACCCCCUCCCCCCCAAAAAACCCACCUCCUCUCUUACUUAUUCACAGCUGUUUGGAAACACAAUGAAGUCUUCCCCUAGCAACCACAGUCAACAUGUGACAACCUUCAUGGUGCUCAUUUGUAUCACAUCUCUUGCAUUGCUGAACCUUUAGUAAGCCUGUAUUAUGUUGCCAUGGAAAUGCUUCUCAGGGCUGUCAGAAAGGUUCAUUUGAGACCAUUUAAGGCUUUAUGCUAAUGAGGCUAACCUGCUUAGGCUAAUUAAACCUCUGAAAAUGAGGGAUUUGCACCACGUCUGUUCAGAUUGAGGUUAUUUUCGGGGGCAGGUUUUUUUAUUCCCUGACUUUAUUUUGGCGUCUCAUGCGUGCCUGCUCACUACAUCUGCAUGGCACCUAACAGGCCAUGUUUACAAUUGCUUGAAGUGAGCUUUUGAAUACAUUAUUAAUGACUUCUUUGAAAGUCGCAGGGCUCACUGCUGCGAGCGUGGGAGGCAAGUUCCCUCAGUAGGAAGGAAGGAUAUCAGAGAGCCCCUCUCCUCUAACUUCCCUCUAGUUUUUUACCCGAUACAAGAUAGACAUUUGAGCCUCUUCUUCUUUUUAAUUUUUCCUUUUCCCCUACAAAUAUUUGAGACCCUCCUCUCUCUAUCAGCCCCUCAGCACUCUGCAGACUUUCCCUCCUUUCUUUAUCUCCUUUUUUUAUCUCCUCUCCCUCCAUCACAUCUAUCCCCAUACGCUCAUCCUGUUGUUUUUUAUCCUCCUCUCUGCUAAUAUCUCAAAAUAUGCUUUCCCCUCCUCGCACCUUCCCCCCCCCCCCUUUCCACCCUCUCCACACGACUGCACUCAAUUCCCCAGUGUAGCCGUCAGUGUGUGUCUGGCUCUGUGUAUGUGUGUGUGCUAAGGUGAACACUGGGCUGGCCUAUUUUUAGCAGCAGAGCCAGAGAGAAGAGGAGCAGAAAUGAUCCGCUUCCCUAUGGUGAAUGUAAUCACGAACAGCAUCAAGUGCUGCAGCCCAGUUUCAGGGGUCAGAGGGAUGAAGUGGGGUGGAAUUGGUUAGCACGAGGUUUUAGUGCUUUGAGGUGAAAGUCUAAUGUUGACAGAAGGUUGUGGUUCACGCAGUGACAAGGCAGUGAAAUAGAGUUAAACAACACAUGCUUUAUUCUGAACUUUGUUGAAUAUUAGAGGAUGCUGCCUCUAUGAAAAAGGAGUAUAUUUCUGAGAUAUUAGAGCAAUCAGUGAAAACCCCAACCAUGAGGUGAGAAACCAUUAGUGCAGUUUCCUUUCUCCUCCCCGCCGCCUUGUGUUUCUACACUCCGCUGAUGGUUUUGGAGAGCGAGAGGUGUGCGCUUGCCUGAUGGCAGCGCCCCAGAGCGUGUCCGCUUACUCACUGUGCCAGACGAGUAAAUGUUACUAAUAGCCAUCAGUGCUGCUUGUGAACCGUACAUGUGGUUCCUCUGUUUGUCACCCCGUGUCACCCUCUCCGAGAGCAACAAAAAAAUGCUACAAGGCAACAGACAGAUUUUUUUCUGUUUCAUUUUCAUCUCAACACUCUUUAAAGCACUUGUCAUUUGGAUUUUUGCCACAGUUGGGAUUUAAUCAGGCCCUUUUAUUUUCAGGGAGGGUUGCAUGUUGGAGUGUUAGUUGCAACUGCUGGCAGUGACAGGUUCUCUCUGCCUUUGGACGGAGCUCGAAGUACCAGGCUGCUCUUGGACGCUUUUGUUUUGGCUUUAAUAAGCGCUGCACUGUGACGCCCUGCUCUCCGGCCUUUGUUGCCCCUUGUUUUAGAUAUCAACAGAUCAUCUUUGACCAAGAUUUCUAGCUAUGUACAAUCUUCCAAACAGGCUUUUUAAGUCGGCUAGUUAUGUGUGGUCUGUAAGAUUGCUGGAAUGCAGCAGGUUUUCUUUGCCACAGUCUUGUUUGCAUUCUGGUGUGUAUGCUCAGUGACCGGAUCGGAGGCAGCAGCAGGUUUACUUCAGUCAGUCAGUCAGCCAGGCUUGUGUUAGCUGACGACACAGCAACCUAACCUGAACAACAGGAAGAUAUGUCCUCUCUGCCUGUGAUUGAUAAUAAAACAGGCAGAGGCAGGUCACAAACAAAGCAAAGAUAAAGAGUUAUUUCAGGACAUAAAACUUUAUCUGAAACACUUUUUAUUCGAUUCAAGGGAAUCCUAAAAGACAGUCAGGGAAAGCUCGCUGCUGAGAGUGAGGUGAGACUAGGAGGAGAUCCCUGGCUCAGCUGACCUGAUCUCCUCAAGCAGUUUUGUAGUCUUCGUAGCAUCAGCGCUGUCUCCCUUAGAUUUUAGUCUGGCAUUUGGAACAAAGGCAACGAACCCCAGUCUGAGCAUCUCAACAUACCCAUCGACUCGUGAUAUUAAAAGGUCAAAGAUAGGGGUAAUCAUUAAGAAACUAAAACUAAGUGAGCUGGUGUGAGUUUGGGUCAAAAGCCUGGCAGCUGAGUCUUGAAGAGUCUGGAGUGGAUUUAAAGUAUUGUGUUUCAGGCUGUGAAAUCAAUGAGGUAAGGGGAUACAAACAUUUUGCUCACAAAACACCCUUGGCACUAAAAGAUAUGAAUACUAUAAAUUAAUCAUGUAAAGCUCAGUCUUCUCCUCAUACUCAGAGUGAAGCAGAUCGUAUUUUCUCCCAUUGUCAUGUCUGUAAGGUGAUGCAAAACAAUCCUCUAGAAUAUGCUUCUGGGUGUAGCAGAGUACUCUUUAGCAUCAGCUCGGUGAGGAAGGAAAAGGAUGGUUUGAAAUAUGCUGGAGUUUUCUUGCACAUAUGUUGUUGAAAUGUACACUCAUCUCUUGGUUUAUUCAUCAAGUGAAGCUGCCUUUAACCUGCAGAGAGAGAGAGUGUGAAAAUAAGCUUCUACCUGCCAAACAGUGAAGUCAUUCUCGGGAUACUGAAUAGAUUGUAGAAAAGUCUGCAGAAAUGGCUCGUCUUCAGGAUGAAACAAGGUCCAACUCUUCCAUUUACAUUUACUCCAUAGCCAUCUAUUCAAAGUCUCUGCAUAGGUAGGGCUGGGCGAUACACGAAAAACUGACUGACACCGAAUUUUAUGACAAUAACUGAUGUCAUUUUGCCCGUGUCAAAAAAAAAAUAAUAGUUGGUUUUGGAUGUGUGUAGGUAGGCUAUGGUCUCAUGUCCCUUUCAGAUGGGACCACAUCAGAGACGUGACUCCACCCCAUCCAGUCUGUAACGAAGAGGGAGAGACAGGUGAGGAGAUGGAGGACGGUUCAAAAGUUGUAGCAACUGGAGCGGCAGCUGAAUUAGACGAAGUUAAUGUGGGAAGGGGGUGAGCAACUUGUAGAGUAGUUAUCGUCCGUUUAUCGUUAUCGAGGUGAACUGCUCAAUAUAUUAUGAUAUUGAUUUUAGGCCAUAUCACCCAGCCCUUUCUCUGCAGUCCACUCUUAUUAGUGUUCAUUUAAUAAAAAAUCAACCAUAAAGGAGGAGUUUAAGAAAAACCGUUAGCUCCAGCUUACCUGACUGCAAUAGCUCAGAGCCUUGCUUUACUCCCACCCACACCAAGCCAAGUAAAUUCCAAUCUCAGGCUGAAUUUACUGCAGAAAGGUUGGAAUUCAUGACUGGAUCAAACCAAGGCCGCAGUUGAUGGACCAGUUUAAGCCAAUAAAACGCUGUCCUUCAAUACUAAAGGCUUGAAAGUGAGCACCUUGCAUGGUGCCUGGCUGCUGUAUAGGACAUUAAAAAAUUACCCAUUAGAAGAGCAAUUUCAGAUCUGGGAUGCGUGCACACUGGAGUGUCAUAAUUGUCAUUCACACACUGCUUACACAGCAGAUUUUUAGCCCCUUCAGCAUGUAGACAGCAGGACCCCAACCUUUUAGUUAAGGGGCAACACACUUUACAACUGAGCCACAGCUGUCCUCAGGUUUAUUCUGUUUUAUCACAGCUGUAACAGUUAUUACAUGUUAAAACAAUGUUAUUACAGUAUAAUAGUGUAAUUACCAGCUUUUCUGUUGGAAAUCUUGUAAAUAGUAUUUUGCUCGUCUUGUGAAACAUUUUUUGCACAGUAUCUUAGGAGGCCGACUGGAAUAAAUUCUACAAUCAAAGUGUUUUUCCAUUACACCUGUGUUUUUUCCACCUUUCCAUGAUUUUGAGGAGGAACCCCAAUACAAAGCAUAACUGAAAUUCAGACUCUCUUCUUUCUCUCCUGGUCCCUCUCUCUAUCACCACGACUGCUGUCAACAAACUGUAAACCAUGCCUGUUCAUCGGCCACCGUGUUUACUUCACUAGUUUGUGCUGUAAUGAUUUUGCUGUUGUGGAUUUGCACAUUAGGGUCAAUUCACUCAGGACUCUAAUGGCCUCAUUUUGAAAGUAACGUGAACAUCCCAACAACGAAAAAAAAAGGGUCUGAACAAUAAGCAUUCUCUUGCUGUGUGAACAUAGUCAAAACAGCCCUUUCAGUCAAAUUAGCAUCAGCAGCCUCAUGACAGAAACUUCUAAUUGAUCCAAAACUCACCGACUUCUCCUGGUGUGAUUCUACAAUCCAUGUUAACAACCCCCACCUUUAUUACAUUCCAGGGCUGGGCGAUAAACCGAAAAUUUACCGAUACUGAAAUUUACGACAAUAACCAACAUCAUUUUGUCCAUAUUGGUUUAUUCGGUGUCUAAAAAUCAAUAAAUAAAAGUUGGUUUUAGAUGUGUGUAGGUAGGCUAUGGUCUCAUGUUGCUUUAAGAUGCUUUCCUAUGUCAGAGAUUGACUCCACCCCAUCCAGUCCAUAACAAAGAGGGAGAGACAGGUGAGGAGAUGGAGGACGGUUCAAAAGUUGUAGCGGCUGGAGCGGUGGCUGAUGUAGGGAGGAGGUGAGCAGCUUGUGGAGUAGUUAUUGUCCAUUUAUCGUUAUCAAGGUGAACUUCUCAAUAUAUUGUGAUAUUGAUUUUAGGCCAUAUUGCCCAGCCUUAUUACAAACCCCAAAACUCUCAAAUUAGGAGGAACUUUUAGGGUGCAGGUCGAACAGAGAUAGUUAAUACUGGGAGACAGCAAAGUGUUUCUUUACUUGUUCAGUUCUGUGUAUUUUUGACUUUUUGCCUGAUCAUAGAGAAGUUGUAGCAAUCAUCUUACCGCUUAUUAGGCGAGCUCUCCAGGUACAAUCUGCUCUAAAUGAGUCUUCCUCUUUAACCCAUGUCCUCCUCUCCCUGUAUUCUCCUCCACUAGUUAAACUGUACAGACUGUGCUCUGAGAGUUGCAUUAUUUCAAAGUACAGCCUGUAUAUGUGUCCAGGGCUGAAACUCUUUCUCUGCCUCUGUGUGAAAUCCACCCUGACCCCCAAACCCACACAAUAAAAGCCUGCACAAAGGUCACAUAUAAGCCAGUGAAGCACAGAAUUGCUAAGCUACGUUGAGACCUUGAUGGUUUGGGCGUCGAGUCGUUGCUUAAAUGAUUCAGUCUGGUGACUAAUGCUGCAUCCAGGUUUCAGAAUUGGAUCGUGGGGGUUGGCCCACUAAUCAAUUCGCCUCACUGUGAGCCACCAGCGGGGUGUCCACACUACAUCCACAGGCCGAGCCCGCUUCUGACACCACAAAGAGGAAACCAGACACGAGUGCAUGUGUGUCUGUCGGCCCUCUCAGGUUUGUACAGCAGAGUUUUAGAUGGGCAGAUAGUGUGACAGAUUGGGUGUCUCCUGAUCUGUUAAUGUAUCAUGUAGACCAGGGCCUGUGUACAGUAGAGAGACGGCUACAUUAAAUCCCCCAUGUCCUUUUAAAUGCUCGGCACUCUGCGGGGAAUGUGUCAGAAAGUGAAGCAUUGGAAAUGUUUCAAGGUGAUUUGCAUAUUUAUGUCCUUUAUCCUGGCUGGUGCAUGGAGCCAUGUUUGACGUCCUGCUGUGCACAUGUGUGACACACAGUCACCUUGAAAGGAAUUCAUCUCAACUUUUUUACUUUUUCUUUUUAUCACACUAGUAUUAGUUUUUGGGCUUACCACCUUCCCUACACACAUUUUUAAUGAAUUCAACCACAUAUCCCAUCUUCUAAUCCUCUUAAAUCAAUAAUCCUCCAUCUAAAUUAUUGAUUUAGCAGAGUAUUCUCCAGACUAAUGAUCAUAUUUCCUUAUCUUUUAACCCUUUGAUCAUCUUCUUUUGCUUAUAUUUGUCUUUUUAAGCUCCUGUGUGGAUUUUAAGACAGACUGAAAUGUAUUUUGAUGCACCUCUCUGACCCACUCAAGUAAACAUGACCAUAAUGGUCCUUACACACCGGGACCAUUUUUUUUUUUUAAAAGCCAAUAUUCCUGACAGUCAUUUCUCUGGUUUUGUUGCAUUCUCCCAGUUUUGUUAUUAUAUUUAGGGUGCUUAUCUCCUAUCCUUGUAACAGUGUAAUAUUGCAGUAUCAGGGUUCUUGUCUUAACUGUUCACUGUCUGAGUCCGCCUUCUUUAUUCACUCUUCAAUUUUAGAUACAAAGAAAGAAGAAAUAUCAGCCGGAAAGAAAUGUCUGUUUGCACACGAUUAGAUAGGGAAGGUAGCUAUUUGCCAUUGUCAGUGUUUGGUAAUAACAGUGCUUCAAAUAGCAGCUGUGAUAGUCAUCUACAUUUCUUAGUCUCAUAGUGAUAGUGCUGCUGUUUUCUGACUCUAUUAACUCUCUGGUAGCUUAUCUGUUAAUUGAUAAAGAAGUACCAGAAAAGCACACGCUGUGAUAUUUUAAAUAUUGAUAUUUUUCCCAAUGAAAAAUGUGCACUGGAUCAGCUAUUUAAACAAGGCAGUUCUAAUAACUUCAGUGCAAAUUAUAGCGUUGGCUUGGCUUCUCUGUAAAAGAGAAGGCUUUGGUUUAUCAACCCUGUUGCAGCUCAUCUUUCUGCAUUUCACUUGGAGGUGGAGCCAAAAGAGUUACUUGUGGUGUAGCCGACUAGAUUUUACAAGCAGCAAGUCUUACCCCAAAGAAUCUAGGGCUCAUGUGGUGGCUUGUAGUGUCCUGUUUCAUCCAUUAUUCACCUGUAAAAUGUCAUAAGCAAUGCAGAGUGGAGAUGAACAGUCCUCAAAGCGGCAUGUGUCCUUCAGGUAUGCAUUACUACAGCAAAAAGCUUUAUUCAAGUGCUCUCUUGUAGUCCUUAAGGGAAGAUUGAAAGUAGAUUUUCAGUGUUUUAGAUGAGUGUUAUCUCUUUGUUACCAUAUGUGUUUGAAGUCUUCAUUUUAAUAUUCGAACACGACCGUUUGUUUCUCUGUCCCUCUUUAGAACACUGUGAACUUUGUGGACGACAGCUUUCCCCCAGGACCUCGCUCCGUCGGCUUUCCAGAGGGUGACAGCGUCCAGCAGCGAAUCAAAAAGUGGCUCCGUCCUCAUGAGAUCAACUGCAGCAACUUCAAAGACCGGGGCGUCAAGUGGUCCGUCUUCCGCACGCCACGGCCCUCCGACAUCCUGCAAGGCCUGUUGGGAAACUGCUGGUGAGCUGACAGAAUCCAACACCCUCACACCCGGGACAUCACAUGACAAAAGAAAACAAUCCAGAGACAGACAAUGCAGCUACAGCAGACUUUGAAACAGGCAGGAAAGUAAAGGAUAAUCCAGUACCGAGGGCCUUUAUCAAGAAUGGCAAAAGACCGCCUGAAGUUAAGAGACAUUUUUCAGCCAGUUCAGUCCCUGUGAAAGGUCAGACGGACAUAAAACAGUCAACAAAAAACAUUACACACUGCGGUGGUUUUUGUCUGAGUCUGCUCCAGAUGAACGCCACAGCCUGAAGCUAGCAGAGAUGGAGAUGGAGACAGUGACAGAGAGGCGGUGAAACAGUGAGUAAAGAAAGGGGAGGCGAGGAACUGAGAAAUUGGAAGGCAGAAAGGCAGAGCGGUAAAUGUAAGAAGGGAGCUGGGUGUAGUUAGACAGAUGCACAGAUACACCUGACAGGGAGAUUAUUCACAGGACUGUGAGUCUGGACACACUUUAUCUCUCUGCCCUUGUUUUAUGUGUCCUUUUGGGCGUUUGUGUAUGUGUGUGUGCUGCCAUCCAACAAGAAAAAAGAGUUGCUCACAAAGUUGUCCCAACACAACUUUUCGCUUCAUCGCCGGCGCACACAGCUUAUCAAAAAUAACCCUCCCUUGAGCUGAUGCCUCUCACUCGCGACAGGAUGUAACCCCAAUUCAUGUGUGUCCCUCGCUCCUCCACACACAUACACACACACACACACACACACACACACACACAGACUUGUCCUAAUAAACCAGCCAACAAACCCAGCUUCCUCCAGCCAGCCAGCCAAUGGCAGUGGAAGAAAGUAGCACCGCUCGCCUUCGUCCUUGAGUACAGCUCCGAUAGAAGCCGACAUCAGAGUCACGUAAUGACAGGGCUAAUUGGAUUUUUAUUUGAUUUUAUUGUAGCUGAUUGGUUUUUCAUCAGAGGGCUGAAAGGGCUGAUCGGCCUUGCUCAGCUGGCACUCGAACAGAUGGAAUAUCGCUUUAAUGAUACACAUUUCUGAGUGCACACAAAAGAGACCCCGUCUUUAAACCUCAGCCGUAUUAACACACAUUGACAGCUGUACUGAAAGGGAUUAUUACUGUCAACUGUGGAUAAUAGUGUAAGUUCUACCGGGGGAAAGUACCUACUGAGUUGCCUAAAUAUGAGUUAUGCCAUUAAUAGGUGCGCUAAUAGACUGUGAAAUCUAGCUGGGAGUUAUCAGCAUACAAGCAAGUUUCCCAGAACCAACAAAAUAAAGAUAAUCUUCUUUGUGUAUUACACUUGAAGUUGUAGCAAUUGGUGAGUCUCAGUGAGUAAAUAGUGAGUACAGGUGGGAAUCACUAGUGGCCCCACAAUAUGAUAUUAUCACGAUACUUGGGCCACGAUACAAUAUUAUUGUGAUUUUUAACAUUUUGCAGUAUAGUGAGUAUUGCGAUACAAUAUAUCGCGAUUGAUCUAAUUUUUUUAACUGUUCAGCUAAUUUAGCAUUUGGCUUUCCUUUAUCUUUGUCUUAUUUAUGCUGAAUUUUAUUUUCAUGUAGCAAAUCUAGAAAACUGUCUAUAUAUUUGUUGCACUAACUUUCUUCUGCUCUAUGAUGUCACCUCUGCCAACCUUACUGGACAAACAGUUGGUUUUAUUUUUCCAUUAUCAUAGAUUUAACUUCAUAUUAGCAAUUAAUUAAAAAAAUCGAUUCUUGGUAAAUGAGACGAUACGAUAUACCACCAGACAAAAUAUCGUGAUACUAUGCUGUAUCGAUUUUUUUCCUCCCACCUCUAAUAGUAAGUCACAUCAAAUCAAAUCAAAUUUUAUUUAUAUAGCGCCAAUUCACAAUAGUUGUUAUCCCAAGAUGCUUUCCAAAGAAAAAGAGCAGGUCUAGACCACGCUCAAGACCCAACCUUAAGAUGGGACAGAUUUGACCCAUCUCAUCUAACAUGAGUGACAGUAGCAAGGAAAGACUUCCUUUUAACAGGCAGAAACCUUGGGAAGGACCAGACUCAUGUUAGACAGCCACCAAGCUGCUGCUGGGUUGGGGAGAAAUACAGAGUGAUAAGGACAUAAGGUGUCACAGUGGUUUAUUUUAGCAGUAUGAACCAGAAAAAACUAAUCUGAUGAUUUACUUGAAUUAAACAGGUCUUAAGUUCACCAAAGUGACAGUAUCAUGACGCACUUUUGCUUACAGUGUCAAAAGCAUCUUCGUUAGGUCUCAUUUGAACAACUCAAACAAUUUUCUGCAACAAGAGAUCAGGGUGGAAAGAGGCAGUUCAUCCUAAAUCUUCACAUUUUUCAGCUGUGUUAUCAGUUUUGUUGGAUCACUUUGUACAUUUUGAAAUGAACUAAUGUUCACUUUUAAAUGUAUUCCUUUUAAGUUGGAUCCAGUUGUCCCCAGAUGCGUCUCUCCCCCGUGCGAGGGAUUAGCAUUUUCAGAAGUUUAAGGAUUUUUGAAUAACUAAUUUCUUUGCGAGCUAAUUAGCAGAGGCGAGUGGGUUUGUCUUUGCUGCAGGGUGAAUGAAAUGUUACGGGGAAGCAACCAGAAGGCAUAGAUGCUCAGCUCAAAUGUGCUUGAUUUUCAAAGAGUGCAAAUUAUGUGUAUACAAAAACUGUCUUUCAUAAGUUGAUUUAGGAAGUUUUAAUUUUGCAUUCACAGUCCUGUUACAGCUUGUUGGUCCGCUUCUUUUUGUUCCUUCCUCUGACAGCGUCGUCAUACCAGACUUCCUCCUCUGCCUGUCUGUUUUGGUCGACUAAAGCAGAUAUCCGUUCAUCCUCCCACCUGUCCGUCACAAUCAGCUGAUCAUUCAUGCCUUUUCAGCUCCCAUUUGUCUCACUGCUUGAUUCAGAUUGUCUUUGUUUCAGUCGCAUUGCUCUCAUUCAUCCAUCUGUCCCGCCUGCUCCGGUGUUUCAUUUUCCGAUUCAUUGAUUUUUAUUCUCCUCCCCCAGGUUUCUGAGCGCACUGGCGGUGCUGGCAGAGCGUCCGGAGCUGGUGGAGAGGGUGAUGAUCACCAGGACUAUCUGCACAGAGGGGGCAUACCAAGUGCGGUUGUGCAAAGACGGGACGUGGACGACGGUACUCGUGGACGACAUGCUUCCCUGUGAUGACUAUGGCUACCUCCUGUUCUCCCAGGUCAGGAAAGGGGAAUAUCCAGGGGUUCAACACAACGAAAUGAUAGAGAUGGUUUUGAUUGAAACAAACUGAAAUUGAGGAUCAAAGCAACAUGCAAAAACAUGCAGACUUUGUGUUGUAUGCAUCCUUUUGCAUGUCUUAAUAUAAUCUCAAACCACCUAAGUUUAGGUGUGGGUACAAGUUGGGGCAGCACAGCUAAGGAAAAAGUUGUGAAAAGCUUUCUGCCUCCUGUCAGAGCUGUGCAGAAAAUGUAGCUUUAAGUGAUGUUUCUUGACUCAGCCUGCAAGUUUAGAGAAGUGAGACUAUCACACAUCCGCGGCCUGCUCCACGUCUUUGCUCGAGGUUAGCUACCUCAGGGUACACUAGAGUGAGGUAAGGAUGCAUUAGACGCUGCCAUACAACGCCUGAAUCAUGUUGGCAGUGGUAGGUGCAUUGUGGGUAAUGUAAGCAUCUGGUUUUCACAAGAAAGAACACAAAGCCUGAUAUUAUGCUGCAUUCCAGUUACCUCAUUAGUAGGAUGUCAGAGCUUGAAAUGACGUUACACCCAACUUGACGGCAUUCCAGUUGACAAGUCGGAAAACCAAGAUGAACACCUACAGUUAGCUGUUGUUAGCUGUUGUUUACAGUUGUCAGCUGUCGUUAGCCGUUGUCAGCUGUUUUUAGUUGUUGUUUGCUAUAUCAGUUGUAAACAACGCAUAACACAGUAUUUUACGCUUACAAACACCAUAGCACCGUGUUCACAGUUAGACGUUGGGCUGUACAACAUACACCACUUAUUUAAUUUCACAAAAACAAAACAGAAGUGCUAAUAAGUAAUAUAUUACAAGAGCCUUCACUGUUACUCUUAACUGUUGAUGCACUGCGCUGCCAUCUUUGAUUAUGACGUUGUUGUCAAGAUGGGGUUGGUGAGGAUUGUCCGACCCUCCGAGUCAGAAAUCCGACUUCAGGGGUGCAUUCCAGAUGAAUUUCCAACUCAAAGCUCAGAAAUUUCGACUUCCGAGUACAACUGGAGCGCAGCAUUAAUGCAAUAUUAAGUAUAUUCAGUAAUUUCAAGUGUAUUUAUUUAGUAGCUUUUACCAUAAGUGUGUCUCAAAGGAUUUCUUAGAGGAGGCAACUGCAGGACAAAUGAGGUUUAACAAAUAACACACAAAGAAACAAAUCUGGAGAAACUUUUAAACAUCAUCGCUUACCUGUAGUACCUCUUGAGGAAGCAAAAAGGGAGUGAAGAAAGAAAAAGAGGCAAUGGGACUUGUAAAAGAAAACUCCUUUACUAUCAUGGCAAAGCAUUUCAGAGAGAGGAGAACAGUAAAGUGUAAUGUGAUAAGAUAACUGAAACAAACAUGUUGAAUUUUUAAACCUUUGAGUCACAGUGAACAGAUUCAGAGCCAACACCUUCAAAGUGCUUCCUGUUACAAGCGUACUCCUGUAAAUGAGCUGUAACAUGUCAGAGACGUGACUAAGGUUUCCUCUUCUCUUUCCCAUCAUUCCAGGCUCAGAGGAAGCAGCUAUGGGUGGCGCUGAUUGAAAAGGCCCUGGCCAAACUCCACGGCUCUUACUUUGCCCUGCAGGCGGGGCGCGCCAUCGAGGGCCUGGCCACUCUGACGGGGGCGCCGUGUGACUCGCUGAUGCUGCAGGUCAGCUCCACCAACCCUCGAGAGGAACCCAUCGACACUGACCUCAUCUGGGCCAAGAUGCUCAGCUCUAAGGAGGCGGGGUAAGAGAGAGAGGUCUACGGUCUAAUGCUUGAACCAGAUCACAGAGAACAUAGACAUCGCAGAUUUGAUAGUUCAGGGGCCAAGAAACGGUAAACAGUCAUUUAACAUCCUGUGAUCACGACUACAAACACUGAGCUGCCACAAAGGUGCUGAAUGCUAAUCUGCAGCUUUCCUCAGUAAUAGAAGAGGUCGCUGAAACAGCUGUUUGAUUGUGAGACUCCCAAAGCAACAGGAGGCAACUAUUAUGAGUCUAAAGAGGCCAAAUCAUUAGUGGCCAAACUGCGGCUCACUCUGCCAGAAAACCUGUAGUUUCAUUCAAUAAAUCAAAGGGGGCUGAACUGGAAAAUCACAGCAUUUCUCACACUGACUUUAUAGAAAAGGCUACAUCAGGACAAAAGAAGAAUCAACCAUAUGAGAUAUGUUUACAAGUACUUAAUAUAUACAUAUUGUUUUUGUUGCUGCUUUAACAGAUUUAAAGAUUUGCUUUAACUGGACUCAUGGUUGAAUAAAGAGAAUGUUUUAACUUAGUGAGAAUAUUCAUUGAAUCUUUUGUCUCACCUCUUUUUCAGUUUUCUGAUGGGUGCAUCUUGUGGAGGUGGAAACAUGAAAGUAGAUGACGUCGUCUAUGAGUCCCUCGGUCUGCGGCCCCGACAUGCCUAUUCCGUCCUAGAUGUUCGGGAUGUCCAGGGUUACAGGUAUGAACAAAGAAAGUGAGGAGUGUAAACAAGAAGAGACGAUUAGCAUCUUUUUAUCAGAUCGUUUAGUGUCUUUUACUCAUCCUGAUCUCCUUGUGUGGUAAGCUACCACUCUUGUUUCCAGAAUGGAUUGUGACUUUAAUGUAAAAUUAAAUGAUGUGUGGCAGAUUACCCCACACAUUUCCUUGGAGUUAUUUCACGUCAGCAAAACAGCCUUUUUUAAGAGCAGAGACUUGAAACAAAACAAGCAACUUGGCCUCAUUUAUAGUUUUCAAAGACUGUGUGAGCUUGGAGCACUUUCCCGCUCUGUGAUCUGUGAUCUGAUGGCCAUGUUUUUUUUCCUAAUUGCACCAUCAGUGCAAAAGAUUAACAAAAAUAUAUGACAGCUCAUAUUAGCCCCUUGGCUAAAUAUUGAGCGUUCUUGAAGCUCAUGUGAGGAGUUUUUAAAUGGUUGUGAAACAUAUUGAAAUUGGCACUGAUGCUACUUUAUGACUUAAAAGAAUAAAACCAGACUAGAAGUGAUAAGACUGAUUAUUUCUAUGUGGUAUUUAUUAAUGCCUGAAACUGCUAAAAGGGGUAAGAUAUCAGAGGCCAUGACUGACUAUUUCCAGCAGCAAAUAUUCAUUUUUGAGUGACACAUUUUACCAGCGACAUCAUGUCUUUUUCUAAUUAUUUUUACACCAGUGAUCCUCCUCUACCUCAAGACAUGGCUCAUGUGCUGAGAGAAUUGAUUUGUGAGGAGAAAAAAAACACAACUUUUGCAACCUCAAUAAAAAUAUUCUCAUGAAGAAAAGGGAAGAGACAAACAGAUAAUGAGCUUUGGCUACAUCUCUCAUCAUGGCGCAUUUAAAAUUCAUUGGAAACUAAUCAUCGCAUUAGAAUUUUUUUGGCAUCAAAAGAAACCUCAUCAUCAAGAUUUAGAUUUAAAGAAAUCUUUCCUCAGACUUGAAUCUGUGUCUCAUAUUUAAUAAAACAUCCUAAAUUUUAAAUGGAUUGAACAGAUGCAUGCUCAGGGAGGGGAUUUCUUGAAUGACUCCGCGGUAACGAAGCUCGAGGCGUCUUGUCGAUAGAGAACAGGUGCACGCCGCUUCCAUCUGAUGGCUUUGAUCAUGAUAGCAUUGUGAGUCAACACAAUGGAGCCGUCUUCUGUCCUACCUGUGGGAGGAAGUUGAGAGGAGCCGUGAAUCCCAGACACAAUUCGCUCAAGAGCCACACAGAGCCACUUUAAUUUACUGCCGGGGAGCUUUCAGAGUGGAAGAUUGGGCCUCAGCUCUUGAUCUAAAUGAGUUGGAGUCCUCCUGCUGGCAGCCCAGAGGACAUGAAAAGCAGCUUGGAAACAGUGAUUCACCUGCUUCCUCUUUUUUGGAGAGCGGGGGGACUCCUCCAUGGUUUUCCAUCGUAACUCCUGAGUUCUUCUCUGCAGGGAGGGGGCAGUAAAAUGAAAUGGGUUGUUAGAAAGUAGGCAAUCAUCCAUAAGAGGAGCAAUAUGAGUCUGCAGAGAGCUGGAUACAGCGUGCACUUAAACUAGAUCCUCUUUUUGGCUUGUACUUUCUGUUAACACCUGCCUCUCCUUAUCUAUCAUUUUCCGUGCCUGCCUCAGGCUGUUGCGGCUGCGUAACCCGUGGGGUCGCUUCUCGUGGAACGGCAGCUGGUCUGACGAGUGGACGGACUGGCCACAGCACCUUCGUCACGAGCUGAUGGCACACGGCAGCAGUGAGGGCGUCUUCUGGAUGGAGUACACUGACUUCAUAAAGUAAGAAUCAUGUCUGACACGAGGCAGUUUUUACUUUUACUGAUUAUGGCAUCAUUUAAACCUUAAGAUAAAAACCCACAAGUUUUUCAUUUAUAAAUGUGUGAACCUCUUUAUUUCCAACAAUUCUUCUGUCCUCCUUUGUCAGAUUGUUCUUUCAAUAGACUUUUAAAUUGAGCUUUAAAGAGGCUUUGGUUGUUCACUAAAACAUUUAUUGAGAUUAAUUCAAAAAAGUCUCUCCCGGAAAUGUUAACUGCAUCAUUUCCAACACCUACUUCUUUUUAACCAGUGGAACUGAAAGGUGCUCAAAAAAGCAGACUUCUCAUAAGUUUUCAAAACUGCAACAUUCAGCUGUAGAUGUGAAUAGAAAUCAGUGAAAAUUAUGAAUUGAUCAUCAAUUGCUUGAUUGCACAGUUGCACAAUUUCCAUGCUCUGAGAGGACACAACAUUGUGUUAUGGAGCUAAGUUGCUAAGGAGUGAGUCAUCUAGCAUCCUUGCUGUCACCACUCUUGCAUCUGCAUACAGUGGAAAAACAAAUGAUGGCAAGGUUACCGUUAAUGAAUUCCUGAAAAGGAAAAGAGAAGGGCUUCUUUUGUUGGAGCUGUUGGUUGAAAUCAGUAAAAUUUCGUGGCAGACCUGACCCUCUCUGGAGUGGAUAAUAGCCAAGCCCGAGCUUCCAUUGUGGUUCCCCAGCUGGUUUCUUAACUAAGGGAGAAAGCUAGCCUGUGUCCCCUGUAGCCAAAACACUUACUUUUGACAAGUACCUCAUGAAAGUGCACUUUAGUCAAGGGGUGUCCUCCUGGUACAACUUUUUUACUUCCAAUAUGACAUCGAAAUUGUAGCCUUCAGUAUUGGCUGAUACUGAUUUUGAUCCGAUAUUGGCACAAACUGGUGCAUGACAAUUUUUGCACUUAGCUACAACGUCUUUUUUGGACUUUAACGAAAAAUAUUGCCACACAGCCGACAUCACUCGUACUCGUUGCUACUUUGUUUGUACCUACUACACACUGUUGUUGUGAUCUUGUGGGCUCUGUAUGCUGGAUUUGGGCACCGCUAGGUGCUGGAGUGGAGUCUGGAAUGGACUGCUUGUAUCAGAGUGCUGAUAUUGGAGAUUUUAGAUGCAGGCCGAUAUAAUCCAAUAUUUGUUUUUUGGGUGAUAUCGGACCGAUAUCCAAUAUCAAUAUCGUAUCGGAACAGCCCUACUUCAGCCCCCUUAGUAGUGAUGCAAACUCAUCAUAAUAGCAGAAAAAUCAGUCAUACAUCAAAACGAGUUGUGUCCAAAACCAAGAUAAAAUGUCGUAUUGAAUUAAAGUCUCUCAUAGCAUGUUUUGUGUUGACAAUUGUAAUGCUAUAUUAAAAAGCUGAAGCUGUAAAGUAAGUGUGCAGCUCAUUUCCUGAAUGUCAGCUUAUCAUUAAAAACAGUUCCUUUAUAAAAACUUGUUGUGGUCGACUUUCCUACAGGUUUGUAAAUUGCACAUCAUCUGAAAUGAAAUGGGUUCUACCUCAGCCAAUGCUCACACACUACCCAGUUUUCGAAAUCUCCAUAAUCCCUUCCUGAAAAGAUUACUUCCCUGGCAUAGCUCUAAACUUCCCAAAUGUCCUGUAAUUGUCUCAUGAUGGACUCCCAUUAUGUGCCAAAGACGAUGAUUGGCUUGGUAAUCUAUGCCCGUGUGGAUUUAGCUGACCAUCUGGCAUCCACACCAAACGGAGUGGCAGAAUUGUUGUUGUUGAUUCGAGUACAUUGGUAGACAUGUGUGUCAUAUAUUUGUCGCUUGCAUCAUGGUGUUGUCAUAGAAUUACCAUGUUGUUGUGUUUUUUUCUUUCUGGUUGUUGGGUUUGCUGUCAGAGAAUUUGUCAGGCCAGGGUUCAGACUUGUCCUGGCUCUCAGUCUGUCUUGUCAGAUUAGAUUAAUUCUGUCACUCAGUCUCUUUCAGUUUUCUGUGUUGAGUUGUGGUUUGUCCACCUGUUCCCCUGCGUUUGUGUGCAAGCAUUUGUUUCCUUCUAUCCAUUCAUGAGAUUUCAUCGAUAAAUGACCUUGUGGGAAUCAUUGAACAUGGAGUGUGACCAGAGAGUGAAAAGAAUUAUCUCCUGUGUCCUUUCCUAGCAUAAUAUGUCCUUGAUAUAGAAAGAAACGGAGAAGGCUCAAGAAAACACAGGAGGAAAAGUGGAAAAGGAAAAUAUAAGAAAAUUAAACCUCAGUGUGAAAAGAAUUCAACAGAUUUUACACAAACAGCUCACUUUCACUUUGAUAUGAUCCUCCCGACACAGAGCUGCAUGCUGACACUUCAAGAUACAUGAACACUCAUACUGGCUUAGCCUUACCUUUUAGUAUCACCUUGUUGUGCAUGAAUUAGAUCUGAUUACAGAGAGGUAACAUUUUCUUAAAAUAGUUUAAAAAAAAAAUCUUUUCAGGUAAGUUAAGAUACUCCAUCUUUGUAGGAUGUUUUUACCGAGGUGAGAGGCCAAGGUUGACAUCAAAUCGAGACUCCUUGUGGCAUGUCAAAUCCCAUUCUCUCUCUCCCAGUUUGUUACUCGGUCCACUUUCCUAUCCUCUCACUGAAAGCAUAAAAGUCCAAGAAUAAACUUGGAAAAGAGUAACUUCACUGUAAUUAAAACCAACCUCUUUAACUCGACUAUGGAUUAAGAAUUGUUCACUAAAACUCUCUUUUAUGGAACAGUGCCUAAUUGUUUUCUCUUUCCAGUCUAAUCAUUAAUUAUCAAUAAUUAUUUUGAUCAUUCAAAUUUUCCUCUUCUCACUUUUUCAGUCUUUUAUGAAACACUUCAAACAGCACACACACAAACAAACAAAACUCUACACUCAGAUAGUUGCCUUAAUACAAGAGUGCAAAACACCAAAGGAACAUUAUCUUUAAUGAUAAGGAGAGGAGAUUCGUGAACCACACACAAAAAUAUCUGUAAUUGGACUCCACUAUUGGUGUGAAAGAUGCAACACAAAAGAAAGUUUUAAGAAGUGUAAUUAAUUGUUGUUAAAUUAAAGAUUUUUUUUUUAUGUAAAGUGCGAAAGUUUCAUUGUUGCAUCAGUGACACAUUGCUGGAGGAUUCAUCUUCUUUCUGUAUGUGAAGAUUUUGAACUUUGAGGUUAGGGGUAAUGUGUAAAGGUCAGGGUUUCUACACAGUUGGAAUUUCCAUACUUUUCCAUACCCUACUUUUUAAAAAUAUUUUUAGAAAUACCUACUUUUCUAUUUUAGAAAAAAGUAUCUAAGAACUGUGGUAAUAGUCUGUAAACAAAUAUUUUUCCAUACUUUUAUUUUUCAUUUUCCAUACUUUUGAAGACCUGGAAAUUGAUUUUAAAAAAUAUAUAUUUCCAUACUUUUUUAAACUUUCCAUACUUGCAUAGGAACCCUGAAUGGUUAUUCGGAUUAGAAUCCCCACAGGGUGAGUAAGACUCUGAUGUAAAGUGAAGUGGUUUUAACUCCCAAAAAAAAAAUACGUCUCUACAAUUUUACGGUCAGUAAAGCUUUUAUUGCACUCUUAUCAGCCCUUUUGUGAGGAUGAAUUAAUAUGUCACUAAAAUGUAGUUCAUGGUAAAGGCAAAACAAUAGCUUACUUGUUUGCUAUAGUUCCCAUUGAGCUGAAUGUUUCCUUGGAUGGUAAUGGGAUUUAAGUGACUUUGUAGCAAUCAGCAUCUUUGAGAUGCAUUUACUGGCUCUGUUGUCAGUGUCUGGAUUGCAGGACAGGAUCUCACUCGAGGUCUCCUAUUAGAGGCUGCUUUUGGUAACUGUCUCUCUUCCCUUUCUAGCGUUUUUGCCACAGUGUCAACAGGCUGUGGUAAAAUGAUCCUGAAUUCCUUUGAUUUAAAAUGACGAGUGAGAUGACUUUAUCCCUGAUGUCACUGUCACUUUUGAGAACCCAUUAUCCUUGUUUUGGGUUUUGGCCAACCAGAAUCGAGUAUUGGAUAAAUGUAAGAUAUCUAUUGCAAUUUCAUACGAGCAGUAAGUGAACUAACAUGACUGUUUUUGAAAAGUCCACCAUGUGGGUAAGGCUGCCCCCAAUGAAUCAAGUGUUUGUGUCAGUUAUUUAUGUUCCCUGUGUCUAAUAAAAUCAGAGUUGCAAUAAGUCCAAGAGGGAUCAAUAACAAAGCUGUCCUCCUGUAAGACUCAAACCUGAAAAUGUAUUUGUUCUAAACCACAAUCCCAUCAGUCUCCUGAGUGUUUAUUGUUCACUCUGACAGGAAAAUAAUCUGAGCUCUGUGCUUUAUGACAAACCUACAGCCUGCUUUGAAAGAGAAAAUGUGCUCAGCUUGUUGGAGGGACAUGAAGGCACUUAAACUGACUCAUAUGCACAAAGAAGACAAAUAGGACUGAUGUCGAUUAUUAAAACCAUUUCAGAAAGACAAGGGUUUAUUUAUCUGCAAGGAUCAAAACCUGCUGUUAAACUUCAACCUUGUUCUCUUCUUUUUUUCCUGAUUGUCAAGAAGACAAAAGCACCAUGUAAGACGGAUGUCAGAGCAAGGUUAGGAAGUGAUGAAACGGUGGAAAACAGCUUAAAAGUGUGGGGAAAAAACACACUCCUGAGGGCUUUGGCUUUGAAGGAAGAGGUCUAAUAUGUUAGUGAGGUAAAUGGUGUUAGUGUAGCAGCUCCUACAGAGGCUAAGCUGCUGCUAAAGAGCUGUGAUGCAUACAAAGAGACUUCACAGGAGAAGCAGCAGGUCAAAUCUGUCGUAUGUAUGCUGAAAAUGUCUCUGUUUCUCAUCCAUCUUCUCUUACAGGUACUUUGACUCAGUGGACAUCUGUAAGAUCCACUCAGACUGGCAGGAAGUGAGGCUGCAGGGCUGCUUCCCCAGCAAGGCGAGUGGGCCGGUUACCGUCACAGCCCUGACUGUGCUGGAGAGGACGGCUUUGGAGUUUGCUCUAUUUCAGGAGGGAAGCAGGUAAAUAAGAAACCAACUUACUUAUUUUUUUACGUGUUUUUAUUCAAUAUACACCAUUCAAAGACAUUUCUGAAUUUCAGUGCACAUAAAAUAUUAAAUCCUCACUCUCAGUAAAAUCCUAUAUCGGGGCUUGCAGUGUGUUUGAGCGCUUUACUGGAUGUUGUCAAUCAAUCUGAAUUCACAGCUUCUCAUCUUUUCCUAGUCGUAAUAUGAAACAUACUCUAAUUUUCCUAUCACUGACUGCUCACGUUUGAUUUCCUCUCUUCUCCAGGCGGUCAGACACGGCAGACAGCCACCUGCUGGACCUGUGCAUCAUGGUGUUUCGUGCCUCCUUGGGCAGUGGAAACAAGCUGACUCUGGGCCGCUUGCUGGCACACAGCAAGCGAGCGGUGAAAAAGUUUGUCGGCUGUGAUGUGAUGCUGGAGCCGGGGGAGUAUGCUGUCGUCUGCUGCGCCUUCAACCACUGGCAGAUGAAUGUUAGCGCGACGGGAGGUCCGCCCACGCCUAGUAGGUGUUCUGACACAAUGUGCAUAAUCAGGGCUUUUGUGUCCUCCUAUUAAAACUGGUUAAUUUACCCUGGAAGUUUGUUUUAUUUCAUUAUUUAUUAACCUUAUCAGUAGGGGUGGGAAUCAGCAGUGGUCCCAUUAUCACGAUACUUGGACCACGGUAUGAUAUUAUUGUGAUUUUUAACAUUUUGCAAUACAGUGAGUAUUGCAAUACAAUAUAUUGCAAUUUAUACGAUUUUUUCAACUUUUUAGCUAAUUUAGCAUGUGGCUUUCCUUUUGUUUGUCUUAUUUACGCUGUAUUUUAUUUUUAUGUAGCACAUCUUGCAAACCCUCUAUAUAUUUGUUGCUCUAACUUUCUUCUGCUCUUUGAUGUCACCUCUGCCAACCUCAGUGGACAAACAGUUAGUUUUAUUUUUCCAUUAUCAUAGCAAUUACUUAGAAAAAUCGAUCCUUGGUAAAUGAGAUGAUACGAUAUCACCAGACAAAAUAUCAUGAUACUAUGCUGUCUAGAUUUUUAUUCCACCCCUAGUUAGUCGAGACAGUAGAUGUGUCUUAAAGUUAAUGCUGUUUGGACCACUGAGCAUCAGUGAACAUUUAGGCCAGUAUUGUAAUGGCAGAGCUAAUGCGACAGAUCCUUCAUUUAGCUUUGUAGAGGCGUCUUUGCCUUUAAAGCUCCUAUAAGUGUUUUUUAGCCUGUUGUUAAAGAAACUGAAAUUAAAAUAGGUGUCUCUCCAAAUUAAUAGAUACUUUGCACUAAGUUUUACUGCCUUCUGUUAAGUCAAAUACCAAACAAUUAACAGCAAAAAAUGUCCUUUUGUAAAUCUCAGUUCACUCAAAGUUUCUCACACAAGCUUUGACGUACAAUAAUUCAAAGUUUUCGUCUAAAAGCUCCUCAGAAUUGUUUAAUGUCUUCCUCCAGUCUCAAGCCCCACCAGCGGAGCAGCACGACGGCCGAGCCAGGACUUCCCUGGCUACAUCCUCGCCAUCUACAGCUCCAGACAGGUGAUGGUGGAGCAGGUGGAGGCGACCGCCACCACGCUGGCCGACGCCAUCAUCCUCCUGACAGAAAACAAAGGCGAGAGACACGAGGUGAGAGCAAUAAACCGAGCCUGGCUUGUGUCAAAAAUCUGUUAUUGCUUCCUCACUCUACAGCUCUCUCUGCUGCAUCUGCCCUCACAUCACCCUGUCUCACACCCAGACACAAACAAACGCACGCACGCACACACACACACACACACACACACACACACACAGUUUGUUCAUCUCGGAAUAUAUUAUAUCUGCUCGUGAAGAAGGAGAACGCUUGCAGCUCUGUAAGCCACUUUGAGAUAACACUUUAGAUUUCCUCAGCGGAGUCUUGAAUCCCAUUCUGCUUUUACACAUGAGGGUGCGUGCACUGCACAUUAUCUCACCUACACACACACUGCCAGAGCCACAAAUUAUUCUGGCUCUCCUGAACAGUGCUCCAUGGAAGUGGCUGGUAUUUUAGAGGAUGAUAGAGAUUUUUAAACACUUGAGAUCAUCUGUUUUAAGUCUUUGAGCUCUCCAGGAAUCCACCGCUCCGGGUAGGUGGUCUGAGCACUCAGGAAUACACGGCUGACACCACAAAAAGAGCAGUGUUUCAACAGCGGGGUUUGAAAGACGUAUUAAUAAAUAAUUUGAGCAGUUCUGAGUUAUAAAACAGGAGCACAUGAGUGUCAUUUUUUUUUUUUUUGGUCCAUUAAGAGGAGACGGCUUUUUUUUCCUCUUUUAUUCAAGAGUCUUACCGCCGGAAACCUAUCAAUCUCCGCAGAUAGAAGCCUCAACGGACCAGAAUGCAGUGCUGCCUUUAGAUAUGCCGUAUCAGAGAAAAACCUCUUUAACCAUGGUGUACUAUCAGAAGAUACAUCACGCUCUACACCCCCAACAGUGUGUGCACAUACAAAAUUUGCUCAUAGAAUACAAAUCGGAGGAUGAACGGAAAAAUUAACAACACAAGGUGAACCCAUACAGACUGAGACACAAAUACUAAACUGUGCACAUCCGCUCCUAAACCAAGUCCACUCUCCACUUACAUGACUCACAAUGCAAAAGCAAUUGAAGGCACAUUGUGUAAUUAUAAAGGUCUUCAUUUGACAGUGCAAUUAUGUUUAAAAAUAGAAAUGACUCAAUAAGGUCUUUGAAGGACAGUAACUUGAAGUUUUUGACAGUGUCCACUUAAAGCUGCAAACCUAGCAAAGCUAAACAACUUUACAAGCAUCUUUUAGACCAGUUUGGAUGCACUUUUGAUGGGCUCUGUUUGUCUGUUUGUUGGAUUUCCAGUAUGGUGGUUGCCAUACAGUUGUAGCAUCUCCAGAAACCAUUGAAUGACGUGACAAAGACUGCAUCAUGUUUGAGGCGGUCUCAGCUAUUGGAUCCAGAUGGGCACUCACAAAACUGCAGAUUUUGUACCGAGUAAUGGCUCAAUUCAAAAAUCAUAUUGUAAAUAAAAGUAUGACAACUGCCACACACAAGAGACCGAAUUAUAUUAGCUAUGCCUCUUUUAUUACAACCUGAUCCUUACUUUAAACUCAUCUGGUGCCCCCCUGUGGACAAAGCAGGACCUCCACCUCUUUGAUGACUCACUGACACAAAAAACAGUGUUUCUGAUGGAAACCUCAUCCUGCUGUGUUUAAACAGUCAAACUAAUCACUCUGUGAAAGUCUGCCAUAGAAGACACAUGUAAAGGCUUUUUUGGCAAUGUAAACUGAAAUGUUAUGUCUGACACCAAUCCUGUUGCAGAGGUUCAAAAUGCGAAAAAUCAGUGCUGAGACAUCGUCAGUUUUAGAAAUGGUGCUCUGGUUUGUGUUCGUAAGUCGUGUUGAGGCACCAAUGUUUAUUUCUGUUGGUUUCAUAAACAGUAAAAAAAACUCUUUACAUGAGCUUAAAUAUUCAUGACAGACAGAAUCACAAACAGAAUAUUCCUUAGAUUCAUCAGCAGCUGUAAUCAUCAAAAAUACAAACUUUACUUUGUUCAUGAAUCAAAAUGAAGGAACGCUGUGACUUUUUUUUUCUUACACCUUUCUUUUCUUUUCAGUGUUUACUCAGCGAUGUCACACCAUCACAAACAAACCGUCUUCACAGAAAUCUUCAAUAAAGAGGUCCUGACUCACCUCUCGUUUAUUGCUUGUUUGUGUGUGUGCUCCCAGGGGCGUGAGGGCAUGACAUGCUACUACCUGACCCAUGGCUGGGCGGGGCUCAUCGUGGUGGUGGAGAACCGCCACCCCAAAUACUACCUCCACGUCUCCUGCGACUGCACUGACAGCUUCAACGUGGUGUCCACACGGGGAAGCCUGAAGACCAUCGACAGUGUGCCUCCUUUGCACAGGUACACACACACACUUAAAUACACAUGCACCUUAUUCUCUGUACAAAUGCUCUUUCUCUUUUGAAAUGCUUCAGAAACAUUCAGUUCAGAUUCUACCUGCACUCAUAUUAUAUUAUAUACACUAUAUUUCUUGUGAAUCUAGUCUCAGUAUAACUGUAGCUUCCAUUGUCUCUGUUGGUCCACCUUUUUACCGCACAUCUGAGUAGAUGCUUUGAAGAGCUUAAAAAUACUGCAGGUUCUUCGCCUCAGAGCACAGUGCAGCUGUCCACAGAUCAUUAAGUUUUCUGAAUUUUGGAUCUUCGGACACCCUCUGUUUCCCAUAUAGAGGCUUUUUUUUCAGCCCAUCUUUUUGUGAAUUUACUGCGUUUUCCCUCAGUUUUGUCUCACGCAAGGAGAAACCGUAAAAAUUCACAAAGCUUUAUUCUCUCCCAUCGUAUAAGCAUAUUAUACUAGUUCACCCUCUUAAAAUAAACUCAGUGCUGUUUUAUGUUCCAAUGUUUUUGAUAGCUUUUAUUUAGUGAGGUCUUAGGUAAUAGGAUUUAAGUAAUUGAAUGCUUAGGACUGUAAAAGCGUGAUUACUUUUACUUAUUUGUGAAUUUCUGUCACAAUUUUUUGCCAGAUCUUGUUCCAAAACAGACUAAAUCAGAAAACAGGCUAUAAAAGAGAGCUGAGUAAUCACCUUUUCUUCUGUAAAUCCCAGAUUUAACUUUACUAAUUCACUAAGAAACAUAUUCAGGAUCAGUGAACGAGACUGUAAGAAACUUUAUGAGGAAAAGAGGAAGACAGAAAGUCACUUAUUUUUUUCAUUCCUUCCCUCUCAGAACAGAAACAGCAGUUCUUUUACAGCAUGUUUCACACACAGCCACUCACCUGCUUUGUAUUUUCAAAGAUGAAAAUGAAGAUAAUACAAUAAGAUGAGAGAAAUGAAGUACAAAUGUCAUCAUAAGAGGAUAACUAACAUGAUUGAAGCAGUUCCUUUUGAACCCUUGAUAUGUCUAAGCUACAGAGACAAGACAGCGAGGACUUAAUAUGAGGAGGGGAGAAAUAAAUAAGCGCUGGAAAAAUAAUUAGAAGAAGAAGAAUUGGUGUUCAUAUUACAGCUAUAUCACCACACAGAUUCCUGUGACACAAAAUGAUUAUCACGCUGAGAUGCAGGUGCAGCUCUUUGUUGGGGAUGCAGCUUUCAGGCUCGUCCAUGAGGAUCUUGGUCUCAGAUAUAGUGGUCUUUGAUUUUUGAUCUGAAGAACUCAGUGUAUUAAUUUGAUAGUCUGUACAUGACCACGGAUAGUGUUGUCCUCAGCUUGGAGUGUGUGAUCUUGAUUUCUUCCUGGUGCACACAUUAGCUAUCUCUGUUUUCUGUGUGUGGCGACAGUUCUCAUCACAGCAGUCCCUGGUUAAAUCCCCAGCCAUGACCUCUUGCUGCACGCCCUCUAUAUCCACAUUUCAACAUAUUUCUGUGUCGUGUUUUUUGUGGCGCUCAACCUUAACUGAACUCCUAGAGGCUUACAACUGAUGACAGCUGCUCCUCCUGACUACUUCAAUGCUCUCUGUCUCCCCCUGCAGGCAGGUGUUGGUGGUGCUCUCCCAGCUGGAAGGAAACGCCGGCUUCUCCAUCACCCACCGCCUGGCUCACCGUAAGGCAGCCCAGGCCUCUCUGGGGGACUGGACCCCCACAAAGGCCACACACAGCCCCCAGCUGACUCCGGACAUUGACGGCCUGCACCGACCCCGGCCGCUAUGA
Messenger RNA from Xyrichtys novacula (pearly razorfish), 42827 nucleotides. The record is from the annotation of a GenBank genome assembly. Lineage: Eukaryota; Metazoa; Chordata; Actinopteri; Labriformes; Labridae.